CCUCCCCGCCUCCACGUCGUGGCGCGCUCGGGCUUCGCAGCGGAUAUGGGCGCCGCCGCGUGGGCACCGAUACCUCUGCCGGCGCGCCUGUCCCUCCUGAUGCUGUUUUUGCUGCUCCCUGGGCUGCCCUCGGGCUCCUGGGAUCCAGCGGGUUACCUGCUCUACUGCCCCUGCAUGGGGCGCUUUGGGAACCAGGCCGAUCACUUCUUGGGCUCUCUGGCAUUUGCCAAACUGCUGAACCGCACUCUGGCUGUUCCCCCCUGGAUUGAGUACCAACAUCACAAGCCUCCCUUCACCAAUCUCCAUGUGUCCUACCAGAAGUACUUCAAGCUGGAGCCCCUUCAGGCCUACCAUCGGGUCAUCAGCCUGGAGGACUUCAUGGACAAGUUGGCACCUACCCAUUGGCCCCCUGAAAGGCGGGUGGCAUACUGCUUUGAGGUGGCAGCCCAGCGGAGCCCUGAUAAAAAGACGUGUCCCAUGAAGGAAGGAAACCCCUUCGGCCCAUUCUGGGACCAGUUCCAUGUGAGUUUCAACAAGUCAGAGCUUUUUGCGGGCAUUUCCUUCAGUGCUUCCUACAAGGAUCAGUGGCUCCAGAGAUUUUCCUCAAAGGAGCAUCCGGUGCUCGCUCUGCCUGGGGCCCCGGCCCAGUUCCCUGUCCUGGAAGAGCAUAGGCCACUCCAGAAGUAUAUGGUGUGGUCAGACGAGAUGGUGACGAAGGGACAGGCCCAGAUUCACACCCACCUCAUCCGACCCUUUGUGGGCAUUCAUCUGCGCAUUGGCUCCGACUGGAAGAAUGCCUGCACCAUGCUGAAGGAUGGGACUGCAGGCUCCCACUUCAUGGCCUCACCACAGUGUGUGGGUUACAGCCGUAGCACGGCCGCACCGCUCACCAUGACGAUGUGCCUUCCUGACCUGAAGGAAAUCCAGCGGGCCGUGAAGCUCUGGGUGAGGGCACUGAAUGCCCAGUCGGUCUACAUCGCCACGGAUUCUCAGAGCUACAUACCUGAGCUCCAACAGCUCUUCAAAGGGAAGGUGAAGGUGGUGAGCCUGAAGCCUGAGGUGGCCCAGAUUGACCUGUACAUCCUCGGUCAAGCCGACCACUUCAUUGGCAACUGUGUCUCCUCCUUUACCGCCUUCGUGAAGCGGGAACGGGACCUCCAGGGGAGGUCAUCCUCUUUCUUCGGCAUGGACAGGCCCCCUCAGCUGCGGGAUGAGUUUUGACCUGGACUGGAGCA
This is a messenger RNA of Chrysochloris asiatica (Cape golden mole), 1235 nucleotides long. RefSeq names its product protein O-fucosyltransferase 1 (gene POFUT1). The transcript is spliced from 7 exons. Gene Ontology annotation, molecular function: peptide-O-fucosyltransferase activity. Bases 46 to 1221 code for a protein of 391 amino acids. Lineage: Eukaryota; Metazoa; Chordata; Mammalia; Afrosoricida; Chrysochloridae. Gene Ontology annotation, cellular component: endoplasmic reticulum. Gene Ontology annotation, biological process: protein O-linked glycosylation via fucose; regulation of Notch signaling pathway; Notch signaling pathway. The record is from RefSeq and is a predicted model, not a curated record.